Molecule: messenger RNA, 1176 nt
Organism: Fimicolochytrium jonesii
Lineage: Eukaryota; Fungi; Chytridiomycota; Chytridiomycetes; Spizellomycetales; Powellomycetaceae
Exons: 5
Coding region: 5-1081 (358 amino acids)
Source: RefSeq, a predicted model, not a curated record
UCGCAUGGGGAAACUUACCGAUGAACGCAAGCGGGAGCUGUGGGGGCAGUUUCUCAAUGUGAAUGACAAGGUCUUCAAGGAUCGAAAGAAGCUUGGUCUCAAAUUUGAUGGGUCAAUCAGCACAAACGGGUAUUCCGCUACCAUCCACUUCAAGAAGCCAGGGCUCAAGUAUGGGCAUCGGGCCCGGAAGCGCAGCAAGGCCCAAAUGCGGGAAGAAGUCAAGCAGCUGUAUUUUGAGCACCACAUCGCCGAACUACGGGAGGCUCCAAACAUCGUCAGCAUUGAUCCGGGCAAGCGUGACCUCUUGUUCUGUCGAGACAUCAAGAAGGAGCGGCCAUUUCGAUACACAUCCAAUCAACGGGCGGUCGAGACAAAGUCUCGGUACUUCCAAAGAGACAUGAGAGAGCGAAAGAUCAAUGCCGGCAUCGCUGAGAUGGAAUCACAUAUUCCAUCGCACAAGAGCAUGAACAUCGAGGCGUUCUCAGCGUUCAUUGUGGAUCACAUACAUGCAGAUCCCGCCCUGGAUGAGUUUUACCGGGAUGAGAUUCACGUCGCUUGCAGAUUUAAGGCAUUCUCACUGCGGCAAAAGUCUGAGACCAAGCUCAUCAAGAACAUGCGACGCCUGUAUGGAAAGCAUUUUGCGGUCAUCUUGGGUGAUUGGAGCGACGCUGGAAAAACCAUGCGCUUUCAGGAGUCAUCAAAGACCAAGGGAUUCCGCACACUCUUUGCAAGAAACAGCAUCCCAUGCUACUUGCUAGAUGAGUAUCGAACGUCUUCCGUGUGCCCAGACUGCCACGGGCGUGUGAAGAAAAACAUCCGACGCCGGCUGUCACCUCGGCCGUGGCAAGCUCGAAAGGGAAGAAUGGAAUUCGUCCAUGGAUUGGUGGGUUGCCCCAACCCCGAAUGUAUCAACCAAGACUGGACGCCAUUUGAGAUUCCUGGAAGAAGACAACCACUACGACUACGGAUGAAAGUGCACAAUCGGGACGUCCUAAGCACCAAGAAUUUCCUCUCGAUUGUGCGUUCGGUGGUGUUUGGCAAUGGCCGCGAACCAGACGCAUUCUCCCGUAACCGUAGGUAGUCUAGAUUUCACCCCAUCCCAUUUUCCGUGGUGGUUAUCUGCCAUCCACAUCAUUGUACCUCUGCCUGAGGCGUCGCCGAUGAAGGCAACUUGUA